CUCAGUCCCUGUGGCACCAUGACGAAGAUAUUUACUUUGCUUUCUGUUUUUGCCGCUCUCCAAACUAUUCUUUCACUUCCAGUUGAUGAGUCGGAGGCUCUGUACACGAAUGAACGGCAGUAUCGGUUUAGAUUGCGCCCCGCGCAACCGUCACCGGAGACGAACCUCAGAGAGCCAAAGGUAAAGUUAGUGUUGUAAGUAGAGAGCAGAGU
This is a messenger RNA of Guyanagaster necrorhizus, 212 nucleotides long. RefSeq lists its product as uncharacterized. The record is from RefSeq and is a predicted model, not a curated record. The transcript has a single exon. Lineage: Eukaryota; Fungi; Basidiomycota; Agaricomycetes; Agaricales; Physalacriaceae. Bases 19 to 198 code for a protein of 59 amino acids.